AUGGACUCGGAAACCUUUCGUCAGGCGGGUCACCGCGCCGUGGAGUUCAUCGCCGAAUACUACGAUGGCGUCGCGAAGAUGCCAGUUCGCGCCGACGUGAAGCCUGGCUUCCUUCUGGACUCCAUCCCUAGUCAAGGACCCGAUGAUGCUGAAUCGUGGUCCGAUAUCGAGAAAGAUCUCCACCAAAAGAUAAUGCCGGGACUCUGUCACUGGACACAUCCAGGUUUCAUGGCAUAUUUCCCAGCAUCGUCUACGUAUGAAGGCAUCCUCGGCGAGCUGUAUGGCGCAACUUUCAACAACCCUGCCUUUGACUGGAUAUGCUCGCCAGCGAUCACGGAACUGGAAUUGGUCAUGGGCGAUUGGGUCGGUGAACUCUUGGGAUUGCCUCAAACACUCAGAGGUAACCCGUCUCAGCCUGCAAGUACAGUGAUCCAGGGGACCACUACGGAGUGUCUUUUGGUUACGAUGGUCGCUGCCCGGGACUGGGUCAUCGAAGCCAUUGCGACGGAUGAAGAUGAAGGAGGCAAAGACCUCGUCCGGAACAGAUUGGUCGCGCUCGCUAGCUCGGAAACGCAUGUCUCCACCAGGAAGGCCGCAGCUGUCGCCGGUGUCAAGUUUCGAAUGAUCGAGUGCGACCCGUCGAGCGGUGUUGCGAUGACAGGGAGUCACUUGCAAGACGCGGUAGACCAGUGCUUGCGCGAGGAUUUGAUCCCAUUCUAUGCGACGGCCACGUUUGGCACUACCAACUCGUGCGCUGUUGACGACUUUCGAAGCAUCGCAGAAGUGAAGAAGAGGCGUCCGGAAAUUUGGAUACAUGUUGACGGCGCGUAUGCGGGCGCAGCACUGGCUUGCGAAGAGCUUCGCGCACCAGCCAAGGGAAUGGAGGACUUCGAUAGCUUCAGCGUCAAUCUAGGGAAAUGGUUGCUGACAAACCUCGACUGCACGAUGUUGUUUGUCCGAAAGCAAUCGACUGUCAUGGACUCCAUGAAGAACGACUGUGCGAUCGUGGAAAAUCCCGCCUCGGCCGAUCGCGCGGUCACUGACUAUCGAGACCUGCAGCUGGCUAUGGGGCGACGGUUCCGGUCGUUGAAGGUGUGGUUCGUACUCAGAUCCUGGGGCAAAGACGGCAUUCGCAGGAAUAUCCGACGGCAUAUCGAUAUGGCCGCGUCAUUUUCUAGCUGGAUCGAUGAGCGAUCGGACCUGUUCGUUCAUGCGACCAAGCCUCAGUUCGCCCUGAACGUUCUCCGCGUUUCGGACCAAGCUGCUCAGAAGAUGGGUGCAAGUCCAGAUUCGGCAACUCUGAAGCUAUACAACGCAGUGAGCGCAAAUAAAGGGCUGUGGCUGUCCAAGACCAGGAUCAAUGGCUAUACGACGAUUCGCGUACUCGCAGCGAACCCCAAGUCAACGCUGGAGUCUUUACGCUUCGUCUUCGAUACAUUGUGCGGAGAGAUGCAUCGUCUCAUCGAUGAUGUGAAUGUUUAG
Messenger RNA from Fulvia fulva, 1482 nucleotides. Its product is annotated as Tyrosine decarboxylase 2. NCBI's taxonomy places the organism in Eukaryota, Fungi, Ascomycota, Dothideomycetes, Mycosphaerellales, Mycosphaerellaceae. Bases 1 to 1482 code for a protein of 493 amino acids. The transcript is spliced from 3 exons. Gene Ontology annotation, molecular function: carboxy-lyase activity; pyridoxal phosphate binding. Gene Ontology annotation, biological process: amino acid metabolic process. The record is from RefSeq and is a predicted model, not a curated record.